AUUUGAUUGGGCACACUGUUACUGGAGCUGUCAGUCCACUGCGAGUUUUUUUCACCUCUAGCUAAAUGCCCAGACUUGUAGUGGCUCCGCUUUGUCAGGUGGACAUCAGGAGAGACAGAGCCGUAUCCAUGCACUAAUUAGUUGGAAAAUGAUAAUCUUUAUGAAAGAAAUGGAUUUCCCUCUCAGAAACCAAUGUCAGCGCGUCCAGAACCAGGUGACGAAGGUGAACGCUGAGAAGGAGCGGGUGUCGCUGCGGUGCAUGAAGGCUUUGGCCAGCAGGGGGGGUGUGGACGCCGUGUCCCAGCAGAUGGCCUCUCACCCCCAGUACCUGGAGAGCUUCCUCCGUACCCAGCACUACAUCCUCCACAUGGACGGCCCCCUGCCCCUGCAGUACCGCCACUACAUCGCCAUUAUGGCUGCAGCGCAGCAUCACUGUGGCUACCUGGUGUCUCUGCACUCGGCCCAGUUCCUCAGGGUGGGGGGCGACCCGCUGUGGCUACAGGGGCUGGAGGCCGUUCCCCCUCGCCUGCAACACCUUGACCAACUCAACAAGGUUCUGGCCCACCAACCCUGGCUCACCGCCCGCUCACACAUACAGGCGUUGCUGAAGACGGGGGAGCAGUGCUGGUCUCUGGCUGAGCUGGUUCAGGCUGUGGUGCUGCUGGCCCACUGCCACUCCCUUUCUAGCUUUGUGUUUGGCUCUGGCACUGACGUCGACCCCGACCCCGUCCCCGUCCCCCUCCACAUAGCCCCCAACGGCACCCCCCCGGGCUACUGCCUCUGUGACGCUGCCAACGGCAAUGUCAGCGCACCUCCGCCUCUCACCACACCCUCGGAGCACACCACACGACGACGGUCUCUGGACUCCAGUUGUGAGAUGGUGUGUCUGAAAGAGAGGAUACAGAAAUCCCAGGAGGAGAAAGAGAGGGGGGAGUGCGUCCUACACACCCAGACACUCCAGCACACAGAUGUGGAAGAUGAGGAGGAGAUGAUCUACUCAGCAGACCCCUCUCGUUUCAUAACAGACCCUGAGUUCGGCUACCAGGAGUUUGCCCGCAGGGAGGAAGACCACUUCCAAGUAUUCCGGGUGCAGGACUACUCCUGGGAGGACCACGGCUUCUCCCUGGUCAACCGGCUGUACUCGGACAUCGGGCACCUGCUGGACGACCGUUUCCGCAGCGUCACGACGCUCCCCUCGUCCCAUGGUCCUGACCUGAAGAGAGCCAUCUGGAACUACAUCCACUGUAUGUUGGGAAUUAGGUACGACGAUUAUGACUACGGAGAGGUAAACCAGUUGCUGGAGAGGGAGAUGAAGCUUUAUAUCAAGUCUGUGGCCUGCUACCCUGACGCCACCAAGACCCCGAUGUGUCCCCUGCCCUGGGCACCGCUCAAACCUUCCGAGAGGAUCCAUGUGAACUUGCUUAUAAUGGAGGCUCGGUUACAGGCUGAGCUUCUGUAUGCUCUGAGAGCCAUCACCCAGUACAUGAUAGCUUAGGUCGGUUGGCGGGAGGGAGGCACAAAGUUCAUCACCAACGGUACAGAAAGACCAAGCUAGAAGGCUGCAGGGUGGGAACCCCCUUACAGCAGGCAGGGAUAUGGGGAAGAGACUGGCAAUUCUGAGGAGGAAGCGUUGUGCAACUAUCUGUCCUAUUUCUCAGUUAAAAAUGGGACAAAAAAUAUAAUGCAAUCAUUUAAGAUCUAGUGGAAAACUAUUUUCCAAAGUCAAAACACGCAACGCAAUUCCUCUCUUCCCUUCACUCUGCCUGCUCAUUUUCCACUGUGCAAGGGUGGUCUGUCCACUUCUCAUUUAAUGUGUUUUCCUCUUACAAAAUGUCUCUGCUCUUGAUGGUUAAUGUGCAAUUAUAUUACUAUUAUUACAAUAGAUAUGAAUUAUUUUCAUUUUUAUUCAUGUUUGUCUCAAUUCUGGGAUGAAAGCAGACGGUUGGUUCUGCAUUGUAGCAAAGAGAUACGUACCCAUGGCCAACACAAUAACCCAUUUCUUGGUUUGUGAUUAGUCUUUAGAACUUUACAUUUGUUCUAAACAAAUUGUUUAUCCUUAUUGGAUUGAGUGGAUGUUUUGGAGAUAUUGCCAUAAUUUGUCUUGUUAGUCCCUGCCAGUGUUGGUGUAGGUAGUUGGUGAGGGUGAUGGACAGUUGUUCAUUGUAGCUCUCUUAACAUUUUGCGUUAGUACUGUAAGGUCAAGAACAAAACCAAGACACUGCAAGACGAUAUCACACAACUAUAGUUUAUUUUAAAAGCACUUUAUUUGUGUGUGUGUGUGUGUGUGUAUAUAUGGCGUCUGAUAGAAAGGAUCCUUCUUGGGUCUCUCUGUAGUUAGAUCAGCUGAUCUCCAUUCCUACAGUCACUACAUAGUCCCAGAGCAUUCUUGUGUAGGUGGAGUAGUGCAGGGCUACACAGGGUCCUAACAGAGGCCAUGGCCCCAGACCUGAAGGAGAUCACAAUUCACUUCAGUAUCUUAGAUAAAUCUGAAAUCGCUACAACUAUUUAAAAACGGAUUUUAACUUUAAUAUACACAGGGGUGGCCAAAGUAAUGUUUUGUAGAGUGACGCUCAGCCGUAUGACUGUCAGUUGUUAUAUUGAUGUGCUCUGGCAUAGAUCAAAUGAAGGAAUCUCCAUUUCAAGGAAACUUCAACCAUCCCUAAAACUGCAUUGGUCAGCAGCACUCUGAACUGGAAUAUUGCAACCAAAAAAGUCCCCAAAAGUGACCUGCACUGGGUUUUGAAUUGCUGUUAAACAUACUCUACUAUGCUACAGAAGAUGUAGACUACAGAUCAAAUGUUAUCAGUGGUCUGUGUAUGAUCUUGUGCAUGUGAAAAGUAGGUUUUGUCUUUCAAUUAUUUAUUUGGUGAGCUUUAUGACCUAAAAUAAAGAUGCUGAUGCAUGGUAAAAUUUGCAGAGCAGAACAAUAUGGGUACUAAAAACUAGAUUUUUACCUUAUUGAAUUUUUUUUUUUGACACUUUUUGUAAUAUUUGCAUCACAGUACUAUGAUUGUUGAGCCCUUUGUUCAGUUGCUGGGUUCGCUGCUAUAUCCUGCCUGUUGUGCUGCACCCUGAAUAUUUCAGAGGUAGUGAGGUUGACGACUCUUAAUGGGCUCGACCGUUUUAAAUGACAGAGGGAAAUUAAGAAAGAAGGAAGUGCAUAUCAAUAGAUGCAAAAGAAGCGCUUUCUAGUGCAGGUGCCUUGAGGCCAAACUGGACUGGUGCUUGAGUGGACAGGCUAGUCUACUCUGGGUUGAGUGUGGGCCUCAUUCGAGCAGACUGCCACUCUGGUUCCUCUGGAACAGUGUUCUGUGGCCCAUAUAGAACUCCCUGUGCCAUCACCGCUGGACACAUGGACGGUUACUCUACUUGGAAGUACUUACAGUCCUCAUUGGCUCCUUGUCAACACCUCUAUGACAUCGUUAUGGCUCCAAAUGCAGGAGCGAAAGAGUUUUGUGUUCCUGUCUGUCUGAAGCUUCUGACCACCUGGCCAAGGAACUAAACGAUUGAGCCACUGACACAAAGUUGGAUGUUAGUUGUUCAAUAUUUACCACGUAAAUGAAUGGACAAUAUAAUAAAAUAAAAAUGUCAAAUGUAAGUGGAAAAAAAGCAAAAAAAUAUGUUUUUUGGAAAUGUGAAGACUUAUUUUUUUCUAUAAAGAUGUUCUAUCAAGUGA
Oncorhynchus mykiss (rainbow trout) is the source of this 3676-nucleotide messenger RNA. Its product is annotated as sestrin-3. Gene Ontology annotation, biological process: positive regulation of macroautophagy; negative regulation of TORC1 signaling; cellular response to L-leucine. Gene Ontology annotation, cellular component: nucleus. Gene Ontology annotation, molecular function: L-leucine binding; oxidoreductase activity, acting on peroxide as acceptor. The record is from RefSeq and is a predicted model, not a curated record. NCBI's taxonomy places the organism in Eukaryota, Metazoa, Chordata, Actinopteri, Salmoniformes, Salmonidae.